Molecule: messenger RNA, 2263 nt
Organism: Archocentrus centrarchus (flier cichlid)
Lineage: Eukaryota; Metazoa; Chordata; Actinopteri; Cichliformes; Cichlidae
Product: SH3 and cysteine-rich domain-containing protein 3-like
Exons: 13
Coding region: 274-1275 (333 amino acids)
Biological process (GO): positive regulation of protein localization to plasma membrane; skeletal muscle contraction; positive regulation of voltage-gated calcium channel activity
Molecular function (GO): protein binding
Source: RefSeq, a predicted model, not a curated record
UAAGCCUGGCACGCACACAAACAGGCACACAAAAUCAUAGAUACACAACUACAGAUGUAUGCUCAAACUACAACCUAAAGUCACUUUGGAAAACAUCUAAAGAGUACAGAGGGACCAGACUUUGUGACAGCACAGCAUCCUGAGGGACUGAAGUGAAGCUGCUUUGUAACACACUGACCAUACAGGGCUCUGGUCAUUGCCAGCAGCAACAAAAGAGAGCAACAGCUGUUUACUUUCUAGGUGGGGCUGUACUGACUCUGUCUACAUCAUAUCAUGGAGCCGGAUGAUGACAAAAACUCUGUGGAUAUCCAUGACAACCCCCCAGCUCCUGACAAUGUAGUGAGGGAGGACGGAGACACUGUCUAUUUCAUAUAUGAGGAGGAAGUGGAGGUGGAGGAGAAGGAACCGGAACCUCCUUCAGAGCCUAUUGUCCGGGUCAAUGACAAACCCCACAAAUUCAAGGACCACUACUGCAAGAAACCCAAGUUCUGUGAUGUCUGUGCUCGUAUGAUAGUCCUGAACAACAAAUUUUGCCUGAGGUGUAAAAACUGUAAGACCAACAUCCACCAUUCAUGUCAGUCGUAUGUUGAGUUCCAGAGGUGCUUUGGCAAAAUUCCACCUGGUUUCAGAAGGGCCUACAGCUCCCCCCUGUACAGCAGUGACCAGCCAGAUCCAAACAACCCAAACCGGAACGACCCAGUUUUUGACACCCUGCGGGUUGGCGUCAUCAUGGCAAAUAAGGAGCGUAAGAAAAAUGAAAAUGACAAGAAAAAUAUGAUGAUGAUGAUGGAAGAGGAGGAGGAGGAGAACCAACAGCCUAAAGAGAAUGAGGACGGAGGAGAAGUGAAGCCUGAUGAAAAAAAAGAGAAAGGAGGAGACAAAGCAGAUGACAAGACUAAGGGCACAUUCUCCCAGUCCCACUACUACCUGGCUCUCUAUCGCUUCAAGGCCAUUGAAAAAGAUGACCUCGACUUCCACCCUGGUGAUCGGAUCACAGUACUGGAUGACUCCAAUGAAGAGUGGUGGAGGGGAAAGAUGGGAGAGAAGACAGGCUACUUCCCCGCCAACUACCUCAUAAAAGUGCGUGCUUCAGAAAGAGUCUACAAGGUGACCCGCUCCUUUGUAGGGAACAGAGAGAUGGGACAAAUUACACUUAAGAAAGAUCAGAUUGUGGUGAAGAAAGGAGAUGAGAAAGGUGGCUACUUGAAGGUCAGCACUGGACGCAAGCUGGGCUACUUCCCUGCUGAUCUGCUGCAGGAGAUCACUGUGACAUAAUCAGCCUGAUGUGCAAUGGAAAACGCUGCAGCUCACUUUAAGUAUUAGCAAGAACUGGAAGUCCUGAUUUUCUACAUUUGCUACCGAUAGAAAAGCUAAAAAUAUCUGUGCCUUAGACACAAUUGUUUGACAGCCUUUUUCAUUAAUACCUACAUUAAAGGAGACAUUUAGCUGAUUUAUUGGCUUUGUUGUGAAUAGCAUAGUAGAUGUUUUAAGUUGCUGUCUGGUGAUUUUAGUUUUUACUAUCUUAAGGACAGGUAGAAAAAAAUGGAGAGCCUUACUAAUGAUUAUAAAAUCACUGAUGAAUUUAUAUGAAGCUGGAGAAUUAAUGAGGCUGAAACAAAUGUGCCAGAUUGAUCAUGAUUACUGGUGGCAAAUUAAUGUAAAUCAAAAUGCACCUUUAACUUUUGUUUCAGUUCUGGUUCACGUUUUUUUGUUUUUGUUUUUUCAAGUUAAAUAGCUUAAAAGAUUAAUGUAGCUAUUUAUCUCUAUUUCCCACUGUUUACUUGGGAAUGGUGAGUUUAAUUAAAACACUUGCCCAUUAUUUACUUACCACAAGGAUGCAACUGUUUUAUCUGAGUUAUUUAAAAAAAAAAAAGAAACUGCUAAUUACCUGAUUGUUAUCAUGUUAUCAUCCUCUCUGAGUCCUCUGUACUGGCAUAAAUAGAAACAUCAUGUACAUAGCAUUUAAAGCUUAAAAAGAGCAAAAAACUUGUUAAAGUUUGUUGUACAUUAUUUUACGUAUGACUCUGACAACCUGAAGCAAGAAAGAAAAAAAAGAAUUAAAACUAAAGUGCACUUAAAGCAAACCUUAACAGAGAAGAGACAGUUUGACCUAAAGUCUAAUAUGUCUCUUUUUCCUGUGGCCUGUAUUGCUAUUUACCCAAGUGGAUUAUUUUGCUGUGAAAUGUCCAUUGGUGGAACUACGAAACAAGAGGGCGCUCAGAGCUUCCUGAAAUCAUGAUCCAGUUACUCAAAAAAUAAAUAA